AUGAGAUGUGGCUGGGUGUCUUCUGGAGUGGCCGCUGAUUCUGACAUCCGAAAAGUCUUGCGGAAAGGACAAUGGCAACUUGGAAUCUUUGAGCUGCAGAAUUCUGGGAAGCUGAUCACUGGAAGUGGAUUGUUUCACUUGACCUCGGCUUUUCGCAUCAGCAACUCAUGGAUUUGGAGCCUGCAGCAACUGAUGGCAGUGCGUCGACAGAGGCUCAGGCUCGACACGAUGUGUUGGUCGGCUGCAUCCUCUACACUUGGCUGCAAAGUGUGGAGCUGUGCAGUGCAGAUGUUGGAAGACAUGCAGUUGGCAGCGCUGCAGCUCGAUCUCAGAUGCGUCUCUCCUCAUGGCAUCUGGCAGAGGGCCUGGCAUUCCUUAUUCGAAGUAAGGCUACUGGGGCUUCAGUGCGAUGUUGUGGCAAUGAAUGCACAUUUGGCCGCUGGAAAUUGGGAGAAGACCAAUGGGCUGCUGUAUCACAUGAGAGUGUCAGAACUGUAUCCAGAUGCGGUUACAAGGGAAAGUCCUCAGAUGCUGCGGGAUCAAAUUGCCGUGGGGUCAGUCCUGACAACUCUUGCCAAAGGUGCAAGGUGGCAGCUUGCCUUGGCCUUGAUCAAGGAUGUCAAGGCAUCGUCACUUCAGCCAGAUACAGUGAGCAUCCAGCUGGUUGUGCAGAGUUGUGAGAAGGCAUCGCUUUGGGGAGCAGCUGUGGAGCUGAUGUCUCGGCAGGUGGAGUCUGUGAGCUCCGUCAUGAAGGCUGCGCAACAGGCACUCUGUUGGCAGGUGGCUUCUCAGAUGCUGCAACUGAUGAAGGACUCGGACAUCAGGGCAGAUGUGGUGUGCUACAACUGCCUCAUGGGUCCUCCACCCAGGCAGUGGCCCUAUGUCCUGAUGAUUUUAGCUGGUGCUUGCAGUUCAGCAUGCUGCCCUGAUGAAAUUGAUCUGAGGUUUGCGCGUCAAGGCUGUGAGAUCCACAGACUACAGUCUGAGCUCAGCCGUCAGCGCCUUGGAAGCUGCUUCCAACUGGUCUGUGGCGUUGACGUUGAUGUGCCGGCAGAUGUCGUUGCCAAGCGGGGCAACCCAGAGACCAUGCUGGGCUUGGCAAAGGUGGAUAUGAUUGCAUUGCGGAAGUCAGUUGAUCUCAGCAAGGCUUCAAUGCGCUCCUCUCCGGCUGUACCUGGAGGCCGUGGCGUUGAUGACCAUGCCCAAUUCAGGGGUUUGGAAGACAACUUCCCCUAA
This is a messenger RNA of Cladocopium goreaui, 1236 nucleotides long. The record is from the annotation of a GenBank genome assembly. NCBI's taxonomy places the organism in Eukaryota, Dinophyceae, Suessiales, Symbiodiniaceae.